Andrographis paniculata is the source of this 3187-nucleotide messenger RNA. RefSeq lists its product as uncharacterized. Gene Ontology annotation, molecular function: ADP binding; ATP hydrolysis activity. The transcript has a single exon. NCBI's taxonomy places the organism in Eukaryota, Viridiplantae, Streptophyta, Magnoliopsida, Lamiales, Acanthaceae. The record is from RefSeq and is a predicted model, not a curated record. The coding region runs from base 1 to 3003 and encodes 1000 amino acids. Gene Ontology annotation, biological process: recombinational repair.
AUGGAUGAAGAACCAGGACUCGUCCUGUCUGCAGGCAAUCCUAAACAAAUCCCCGCCGUUGAUCCCAAGUCCCUUACCAUUAAGAUAGCCAACUCCGGCAAGAACCCCGGCAAAGAAAUCCUUGCCAACAUUGUUACCUCAAAUGCUCCAGAUUCAGUAGCUUCAUCUCCCUACAAUUCCCCCCUCAUUUCUCCUCCUUCUUCAGCAUUUGUUUCAGCAUUGCAAUCUCCUUACAUUUCUCCAAGAGCACCUAUAGUUACAAACCAAAACAAGAAUCCCACCGAAGAAAGCCCCACUCCAGCCACUACUCUAACCCACUCCUCACCGCCGGUGUCUUACAGCGGUUCUCAGUCGGAUGACAUCCCCAGCACUUCCUACACGCCGCCGCCGGAGAGGCAGGACUUUCCCGGUGAACCUGCAAGCAAUACUAAAGUCAAGAUUGUGACAUGCGUACCUGUUCCAGGCCCGGAUGCUGCACCCCGGAUUUCAUUUUCCUUCCCCAUCCCAAGAAUCUCAUUUGCCAAAGGCUCUGUCUCCUCACCUGCAUCAAAUGCAAAACUAAGAAGCUGUGAUGUGUACAUAGGGUUUCAUGGCCAGAAUCCAAAUUUGGUGAGGUUCUGCAAGUGGCUCAAAUCGGAGCUUGAGGUUCAAGGCAUUGCUUGCUUCGUGGCCGACAGAGCAAAGUAUGCAGAUAACCAGAGCCACGAGAUUGCCGACAGGGUUAUCUGCUCGGUGACCUUUGGGAUUGUGGUGGUCACAAAUUACAGCCUUCUGAACCAUCUGAGCCUGGAGGAGAUCAGAUUCUUUGCUCAGAAGAAGAAUUUGAUCCCAGUAUUCUUCGACACUGAUGCCAAUGAAAUCACUAGUCUCUUCAAUCAGCAUGGAGAUAAGAAGGAAUUCAAAGAAGCCAUGGAGGGUUUAAUGAGAUGCCAUGAGUUCAAAUUGGAAGCCAAUGAUGGUAACUGGAGAAGCUGCAUAUCUAAAGCUGCUGGGAUACUAAAAACAAAGCUUGGAAGGAAAAGUGUGGCUGAAAAGGAAGCAGAUACUCAUAAUCAUGAGUUGCCCUUGGCAAGAAACAAGUACUUUGUGGGGAGGGAGAAGGAAAUUAUGGAGAUUGAGACAGCAUUCUUUGGCUGUGGGGAUUAUAUGGAGCAAGAAUGUGGUUUGCCAACAAUUAGAGAUGAAACUACAGGGCUGUCUGAUGGCCUAGCUGAUGGGGAAAGUGAAGCUGAUAGAACUAAAGGAGGCAAAUACAUAAAUUUGGAGAUCGGGAGGCGUAAGGAGCCACAUUUAGAGGCAUGGAUUGAACCAGGAAUUGGCAGAAACUCGAUGAAGAGGCCUAAAUACAAGAAGUCGAAAAGUGGGAAAUACAAGAGCUUUGGGAGCAGCAUUGUGUGCAUAAAUGGAUCAGCAGGGGUUGGAAAGACAGAACUAGCUUUAGAAUUCGCCUAUCGGUACUCUCAAAGAUACAAAAUGGUGUUGUGGGCAGGUGGUGAGGCUCCUUAUUUCAGGCAAAAUAUACUGAACAUCUCUAUCAGUUUGGGAUUGGAUGUUACCGCGGAUGAGGAGAAAGAAAGAGGCAGGAUUCGUAGCUUCGAUGAACAAGAGUCCGAAGCAUUCAAAAGGGUUAAACGGGAGCUGUUUCGAGAUAUGCCAUAUUUGCUGAUAAUAGAUGAUCUAGAAACUGAAAAGGAAUGGUGGGAAGGCAAGGAUUUACAUGACUUAAUACCAAGGAACACAGGAGGUACUCAUGUAAUCAUAACAACAAGGUUAUCGAAAGUAAUGACCUGUGAUCCGAUGCAGCUGCAGCCGCUGCCAAUGCCAGAUGCAAUGGCGCUGAUUAAAGGAAGACGGAGGAAGGAGUAUCCAGAUGCCGAGGUAGAAAUUCUGGGAAAGCUUGUCGAAAAACUCGGCAGGUCCACUUUCGGCAUAUGGGUGAUAGGCUCCUUGCUUUCUGAACUUGGAAUUUCACCGUCUGCACUAUUUGAGGCAGUGAAUCAGAUCCAAUAUGAAGAACCAACUGGCUGCACUAGCCUGAGCAAUGGAGAUCACCAAUUUUGCAGGACAAGUCCUUUCCUAAUGAAAGUCUUGACAUUCUGUGCGGCUGUGUUGCAAGAUACAGUGCGCAAAAGGAAUCCACUUGCUUCAAGAAUGCUUCAGGUUGGGGCAUGGUUUGCGCCGGCGCCAAUCCCAGUAAAUUUACUAGCUGCAGCUUCCAGCAGUGUACCCUCCACCAGGCACAAAUUGAAGAAAUGGAGUAGAUGUCUGAAGCUUACUCUCUGUUGCUGCUCAGGUUGUCUAAAGAGCUCGGCAUGGAAGAAUGAAGAAGAAUCAGCUCUUCUUUUAGUUAGGCUUGGUUUGGCUUGGAAAAUCAACAGACAUCCUGGUUGCUGGAUACAAUUCCACCCCAUAGUCCAAUUAUUUGCCAAAUGGAAAUAUGGCUUGGCUGCUGCAAAAGCAAUGGUUCAAGGAGUAAGGAAAAUUGGAAAUCCUGUGGCGAAUUCAGACCAUCUCUGGGCCUCUGCUUUCCUCGUAUUCGGGUUUAAAUCUGAACCACCAGUUGUCCAGCUCAAAGCAGUUGACAUGGUUCUCUUCAUCAAGAGAACAGCUCUCCCUCUGGCGACAAGAUCCUUCAUGGAUUUCUCAAGGUGCAACUCGGCUUUAGAGCUGUUGAAAGUCUGCACUAAUGUCCUCGAAGAAGUGGAGAAGUCAUUCAUGUCUCAGAUACAAGAUUGGUGCCAUGACUCUCUGUGCUGGAAGAAAGCUCUGCAGCCGAAUCAAAGAGUGGAUGAGUAUGUUUGGCAAGAAGUUACAUUGCUGAAAGCUACUCUACUGGAAAUGAGAGCGAAAUUACUGCUGAGGGGCGGCCAUUUCGACAGCGGUGAAGAACUAUGUCGAACCUGCAUCAGCAUUAGGACAGUGAUGCUCGGCCACAACCACUCCCAAACAUUAGCUGCUCAAGAAACAUUGGCAAAGUUAGUGAGGAUGAGGAGCAAGAUAUAAUGGAAUUUUGCAAUUCAGGUAGCUCAAUUUUGUUGCUCACACUGUAAUCUUCGUGCUGCCAAAUUGCCAACUAGUUCAUAAUAUAAAAAUCACAAUUCUAGUUGAACUUUCCGUUGUUUGUAAAUUGGUAAUCGAAGCUAAUCAUACACAUAUUAGACAGCAUUUCCAGCAUUUCAUCAUCUCA